AUGGUCUCACAGACCGACGCCGAGUCCGACCAGAUGACCCCGCGACAGAUGGUAACCCUCGGCUUUGGAAAGCAAAACCACAAAUCAUGCGACGCGUGCCGUAUACGCAAAGUCCGAUGUCCCGCACAGGCCCGGCCAAGCCGGAUUUCGGACCUUGCGCGACCUGCGUUCGGCGGGAUAAACCCUGUCAUUUCAGCUCGAAGAAGCUUGCUCGGCGAAAGAAUGAUAGUGUCGGAGCAAUUCUUGUCCCCUAAGCCAACACCAAAGUCAAAAUCAAGCACACCAGGAAUUGACAUCAAUGAGGCAAAUCCAGCUGCCAUAUCAUCCCUGCAGCCAGAUUUCUUCUCAGAAGAUCCAGUGUCAAACACUCCCUCAUCAGAAGCCAACAAGCAGCAUCAACUGCCCGUUUUGCACGUUGACAGCUUGCUCACCCGCUCCAGCAAAGCCAGUCCAUCCGAAGCGGGCGAUGAGACUCCACCAUUCAUAAGGGGAAAUGGCAUUUUUGCCGGCGAUCACUCUCUUACAUUCUUUUCCGAAACCAGACUGCAGUCUCUUGCUUCAUGCUUGCGGAACAAUAAAGUCAAUGAACUGAGAACCUUCUGGUGUCUGUAUGCCAUUGAGAAGACAUCUAGCUUCUACUUUGGAAGAAGUUCAGCCUUUAUCGACGGCGACAUAUCGUGUCCCAUCCCCCAUGUCCCCGAAUCAGUCUUCGGCGACUUUGACUGGUUUUUAUCAAUCAUACGCCAUGCGCGAAUCAUAUCACAAACAUACUCCUCACUCUUUUCGGUCGCCGUUGCCAACAAACCAAACGCGUAUUACAUGGACAUCAUUGGUCAACUGAAUCAGAAGCACGACGACUGGCGCAUGUCAAUACCUGACACUGGGUUUCGGCCUGGCGGACUUAAACCGCCCUCAAGCAUUCACUGCGGCGUUGAAAGAGAGGCAGCAGUCAUGAUUCACUACUACCACGAUGGUCUGCAACUCACCUUGGCCCGGGCUACGCUGCACCGGCUGUCCCGGUUGUCCAGGGCAGACGACCCUCUCAUCGCCGCGCAGCAGAAAGCCACCAUGGAGGCAGUUCUCAGCGCUUCACGUUCCGUCCUUGAGAGAACUGUCUUGGUCAACGUCGAUUCUCACACUAGUAUAUGUCCGCUCCACGUCAACACGCCAUCCCACUUGGCCUUGCUCGACAUGGCUGGAGGUCAUUUCAGCCGCAUCGAAUACCGCAGCCAGGGAUACCUACCCGGAUCUCUCAUCUCUGAGUUUGCGCACAUCGCGCGCGAGUACGUCAACGACGCCCAUCUAAAGCAGGAGGCCAGAGCAACGCAGGCCCAGACGUUACCGGACAUUAUCAAUGUACCGCAGCCACAACAAGGGGCUGCACAGGUCCAAGCCAUGGCAAACGCUCCCAAGGUAGGGCCGAAGGAGAGCAUCCCGUCCGACGUGGGUAAUGUUGCUUCAGCCGAGCUGCCUGAUUUCAGCAUGGCAUUCAACGGGUUCCCUGACUACACGCCAUCGAACGCGACGAUGGGCACAGACGUCAUGGGCAUCUUUAAUUACUAUCUCCCCGAACUGGAUCCGAUGUUCUCUCAGGGUCUGGAUGAAGAGUAUGCUUUCAGUCAGGAGCUGUCAACUGGCAUCCCAAUGGAUGAAAGCAUGGGCACGACAAGGAUAUAG
Molecule: messenger RNA, 1677 nt
Organism: Verticillium nonalfalfae
Lineage: Eukaryota; Fungi; Ascomycota; Sordariomycetes; Glomerellales; Plectosphaerellaceae
Exons: 10
Coding region: 1-1677 (558 amino acids)
Biological process (GO): regulation of DNA-templated transcription
Molecular function (GO): zinc ion binding; DNA-binding transcription factor activity, RNA polymerase II-specific
Source: RefSeq, a predicted model, not a curated record